AUGCCGAUCAGCACCGACCGCGUCCGUGUACCGCAGUUGUCCUCCUUCUGCCACCUCGCUAUCCGGCUCCCCUCGCUCGUCUGAUCGCCAGCCUGGUUGCUCGGCUCUCCACCUCACCCUCACCAUCCCUCCCGGUUCAUCCUCUCGUACGCAGCCCCCCCCCCACACCGCCCGUGCCUUGGUCGCGUCCACCAUAUCUUUAACCGUCUUGGCGAGUUGCACGACUACCCCUAACUCGCUCCACGCCGACUCGCUUCUUUGGCGAGCAUUGCCAUCCUCCUCCUCCUCCUCCU
Messenger RNA from Cutaneotrichosporon oleaginosum, 293 nucleotides. NCBI's taxonomy places the organism in Eukaryota, Fungi, Basidiomycota, Tremellomycetes, Trichosporonales, Trichosporonaceae. The record is from RefSeq and is a predicted model, not a curated record.